Messenger RNA from Linum tenue, 2224 nucleotides. NCBI's taxonomy places the organism in Eukaryota, Viridiplantae, Streptophyta, Magnoliopsida, Malpighiales, Linaceae. The record is from the annotation of a GenBank genome assembly.
GGACAGGACUCUUGUUUUUUUCUUCUUCUUUUUCUUAAAGCCUCCUUUAAUUUGCCGCAUCAUAAUGGAAUGAUUUAUAUAUAUAUAUAUAUAUAUAUAUAAGAAGAACACAGGCAUAUUAUAUCCAUGCCAACACCCAACACACUUGAUCAGUUAGGUUGCACAAACACGCCAAGAGCUUUAUUUAUGGUUUCCCCCCAUCAUAUAAGCAGCUAGCUUUGCCUUCAACUUGUCUCCAUCUCUUGGGCAAAGCAAAAACCAAGCACAAGCACAAGCCGAGGGUCGAUGACGAUUCUCAACGGGGCACCAAAUGGUCUCUUGGAAAGGUCGAAGCCAUUCAUUGCCAUUACAUUCUUGCAAAUCGGGCUUGCCGGAAUGGACAUCUUGUCCAAGGCUGCCCUGAACCAAGGAAUGAGCAACUACGUGCUCGUUGUCUAUCGUCAUGCGGUCGCCACUCUUGUCAUUGCCCCGUUUGCCCUCAUUUUUGAUAGGAAAGUAAGACCCAAGAUGACAUGGUCCAUAAUGAUCAAGAUAAUGGUGCUCGGCUUACUAGAGCCUGUGAUAGACCAAAACUUGUACUUCUUAGGGAUGAAGUACACAACGGCUACCUUUGCGGCGGCCAUAAUCAACAUCCUUCCUGCCAUCACCUUCGUCAUGGCUUGCAUAGUCGGGUAAAUGAAUUCUUUCAAAGGAAUCAAUGAAGCCAGAUUAAUUGAUCGCCUUCUUCAUUGCCUAGCGCAGCUUAGUGGUUGGCGUUUAAUUUGUAGGCUGGAGAAGGUCCGACUCAAGUCUGUCCACAGCCAGGCAAAGGUGACGGGGACGACGGCGACGGUGGCAGGAGCCAUGGUGAUGACACUAAUCAAAGGUCCAGUGGUGGAGUUGUUGUGGACAAAGGGCAGGACCUUCCACGCCGGGCAGGGGACUGCUGGGGUUGACCUCCACAGCUCCAUCAAGGGUGCCCUUCUGAUCACCGUAGGGGCGUUUAGCUGGGCCGGUUUUGUGAUUCUGCAGGCCAUCACUCUCCAGACGUAUCCAGCUGAACUGUCUUUGACUGCUUUGAUUUGCCUAAUGGGCACCGUAGAAGGGGCCAUAGUGGCGCUUGUGAUGGAAAGAGGGAACCCUCAAGUUUGGGCUCUCAACUGGGAUACCAAGCUCCUUGCCGCAGUAUACAGUGUAUGUGGAGAUGAUCAUCCUCAUAUUCAUCAACAACACAAAAUCAUGCAUCAUUCAUAAAUAAGACACUAACCAACCAACCAAAAUGCAGGGGGUGGUGUGCUCAGGAUUGGCUUAUUACAUUCAAGGGUUGGUGAUGAGAGUUCGAGGCCCUGUGUUCGUCACGGCUUUCAGCCCGCUUUGCAUGGUGGUGGUGGCCAUAAUCAGCUCCAUCAUUUUUGCAGAACAAAUGUUUCUCGGAAGGGUAGUAGGAGCUGCAAUCAUAGUAGCAGGGCUGUAUCUGGUAGUUUGGGGUAAAAGCAAGGACUACGAUGAUCAAAUCACUCCUUCAAAGCCAGAUGAACUACAAGUGAUUCCGACCACCCAAACUCCAUGCGGCCACAGAGGAAACUACAAUGAUCAUAACCAUCAUCAACAUGAUCUGACAAUUCAUCAAGCUUCAGCUGUAACAAUCAAGGACCAAAGUUCUACAGACCAUCAGGCUGACAUUCCACCUAAUUUAACUACUACUGCCUAGAGAAUAUGCUAACUAUGGUAUAUCCUUAGCGAGAGCAAACCAAGAAUGUACGCACUCGCUAACUUAAUUAAGAGGGAAAUCUUCUGUAUUAACUAUCUCCCAAAGAUUGUCAUCAAUAUUGCAGGAACUUGUUUCAUUUGCUCUUCGCCAAACAGAAUAUUUGGGUUUGGAGAAGAAUAUUAGUUGGCCACACAACACUUACUUCAGAUUCAGGAUCCUCUAAUAAUCCUAACAAGAAUCAUAAACAACGCAUAUAUCAUCUACAAAAGUCCCAGCUUAACUUUUCUUAGGGUUCAAUGGCGUGGAGCCCGUUCCCAUCCCACUCUUUGCCCCGGUAUCCAAGCAUAGUCCGUUCUCCUAGUCCAAAAAUCCAAUUGAACCGACUCUGUUUUGCAAUAUGAAUUACGAUUAUCAUCUUGUACAUGAAUCUUGGGAGUAGAUGUGAUUUGGGCCCAAAUGUACACAUUUUACCCCUCAUUUUUUAUCUGUUUAGCUUAGUAUUUCAUAGUUCCUCGACAUAUUUCACGCUAGGUU